Messenger RNA from Rhizoctonia solani, 489 nucleotides. RefSeq names its product ribosomal RNA large subunit methyltransferase J. The record is from RefSeq and is a predicted model, not a curated record. Bases 1 to 489 code for a protein of 162 amino acids. The transcript is spliced from 3 exons. Lineage: Eukaryota; Fungi; Basidiomycota; Agaricomycetes; Cantharellales; Ceratobasidiaceae.
AUGUCCUAUUCACAAACCUCUGAUGAUCAUACUACCAGCUACAAAGGUAGUUGGUUGAAAGAGGCUUUGAAGGUGCAUCCUGAUUGUCAAACCUUCCGUCAACUCUGUACGGUGAUUGAAAUUCGUCGGUCCAUAGCUUCAAAUAUCCCUGAUACAGAGGAGCAGGCCGAUGCGGGUGACUGUGUUGGUCAAGUGACUAACGAGGAGCGUGCUCUCAAACUACGCCUCAGCCUAGAAGACAUGAAUUCUAUCAUCAAUUUUAUCCACACCCACCGAUUCUUAGAUAUCGGGUGCUGUCCCGGCGGUUACUCAACUCUUGUUAUGAACCUGUUCGCCAAUGCUACUGGGAUGGGCAUAUCCCUCCCAGAAUCGGACGGUGGACACGGGUUGGCAAUACCCGAAGCUCUGCUCCCCCGACUCAAUUUGCAGCUUGACGAUCUCACAAUGUUUGAUCUUACACCGGAUUGGUCCGACAAGCCACCACUAUGA